This is a messenger RNA of Juglans regia (Persian walnut), 1066 nucleotides long. Its product is annotated as epoxide hydrolase 4-like. The coding region runs from base 14 to 964 and encodes 316 amino acids. Lineage: Eukaryota; Viridiplantae; Streptophyta; Magnoliopsida; Fagales; Juglandaceae. The transcript is spliced from 4 exons. The record is from RefSeq and is a predicted model, not a curated record.
GAGAGAGAGAGAGAUGGUGAACACUUUGGCAAUAUACAAGCCACUUCUACGUGCGCUAAUGAAGAUUGUUGGGGUGACACCCCAAAUAGUGGAAAUCGAUCCAGGAACAAUUUUAAAUUUCUGGGUCCCGGAUGAAAUCUCCAGCAAUCCCGAGAGAAGAAAACACGCCAAGAAACAAGACAAAACGAAGCCUGCUGUAGUUUUCCUUCAUGGGUUUGCAGCAGACGGCAUUAUAACGUGGCAAUUCCAAGUCUUAGCUCUAGCGAGAAAGUACAGAGUAUAUGUGCCGGAUUUUCUCUUCUUUGGUGGUUCAACCACAGACAGAUCUGAACGGUCGCCGGAGUUUCAAGCGGAGUGCGUGGCAAAGGGUCUGGGAAAGCUGGGGGUGGAGAGGUGCACCUUGGUAGGGUUAAGCUAUGGAGGGAUGGUUGGGUUCAAAAUGGCUGAGAUGUACCCAAAUUUGGUUCAGUCCAUGGUGGUGACUUGCUCUGUCAUGGCCUUGACCAAGUCCAUCAGUGGUGCGGGCCUUGAGAGGAUUGGGUUCAAGUCCUGGUCGAACUAUUUGCUCCCGGACUCGAUCAAGGGGGUUAAGCUGCUUUUUGAACUUGCCACCUUCAAGUUGCCAUGGAUUCCGAAUUUCAUUUACAAACACUAUUUCGAGGUAAUGUUUGACCACAGGAAGGAAAAGGAGGAGCUACUCGAGGCUUUGGUCAUUGAUGACAAGGACUUUAACCUAGCUUAUCAUCCACAGAAGGUACAUCUACUGUGGGGAGAGGACGACAUCAUAUUCAACAUGGAAGUUGCUGAGAACUUAAAGAGGCAAUUGGGAGACAGAGCGAUAGUACUAAAAAGCAUAGAGAAAGCAGGUCACCUUGCUCAGAUAGAACGACCCUUUGUCUACAACAGAUGCCUCGAAGACAUUCUUGAAACUUUACUGGAAGAAAACAGUGAAGAAGCUGCUUAAACAUGGUUUGUGACCUUUUGUACUAUGGUUUCAACAAUUUAUCGUGAUGUUUUUGUUUUGUGUUUGUCCUAAUUGUAUGGUAAAAGUGUAAAUCAAAUUCAA